Molecule: messenger RNA, 354 nt
Organism: Pseudovirgaria hyperparasitica
Lineage: Eukaryota; Fungi; Ascomycota; Dothideomycetes; Acrospermales; Acrospermaceae
Exons: 3
Coding region: 1-354 (117 amino acids)
Source: RefSeq, a predicted model, not a curated record
AUGGCUGACCCGUUGAGUAUCGCGGCCGGAGUAAUAGCAAUUUUGCAAGCAACGAACAAGGCAUUGGAAGUAUAUGAUAACUUUGAAGCUGCACUAAAGAACGACCCAUGGGGUCUAAGCCAGACUAUCGAAGCACGGCCCCUGGUGGUGUACGCCCAAGAGCUAAGAGUCCUCGAGGAGACAGUUAGCGCAGCGUGGUCAGGCGAGGCUGGCGUUCAGCAACGUGCCUUCAAGCGAGCUAUUUGUUGGACACUGAAUGAGAAAGAUGUGAAGACCUCGCUUCAGCGCAUCGAACAGUAUAGCAGGGAGAAUAUCGUCGUCCAAUGGCUGUCUACAAAGGACCUAUACGAGUAG